Molecule: messenger RNA, 1211 nt
Organism: Sorghum bicolor (sorghum)
Lineage: Eukaryota; Viridiplantae; Streptophyta; Magnoliopsida; Poales; Poaceae
Exons: 5
Coding region: 264-902 (212 amino acids)
Source: RefSeq, a predicted model, not a curated record
CGUGCUCAAGGGCUCGGCCUCCACCCCUCCGCAUCCGCGAGUCGGGAGUCGCGGCUGGAGCACGGCGGCGGCGAACCGAGCGCCCGCGGCCCCUCUCGGCGGCGUCGCCCACUACGUCCUCCAGCGCCCUCGGUCGUCCGCCGGUACACGUCGUCCACCUCAAGCUGCCCAGAGACUCCAGAUUCCCCGUCCUGCUCCUCGCCAUACCCUAGGUGGCUACGUCGCCACUGUCCGGGGCGUCCGUUUUAGGUUGGAUUUUCUGAAUGGCCAGCCGUGGGGAUGCGGAUGGCGUCACCUCCUCCAUGGGGGAGCUGAGCGUAGAAGCAGCGCCUUCAUCAAUCGAGGCUGAAGUCCCCCAGCAUGCUAAUGGUGGUGAUGUUGCUGCUGCCGAGCUCGAUGAUGUAUGGGAAGAUGUUUCAGAUUCUCCUCGGCAUGCAAAUACCUUAGACAGAGAAUGGAUCCACAGGCAGAACCAGUUUCAGAAGAUGGGCUAUCGGGAUGGUAUAACAGAAGGGCAGAAGGACUCUGCUCAGGAAGGCUUCAAUGUUGGGUUCAGGCAAUCUGUAAACGUUGGCUACAAGUGGGGUCUUGUUCGCGGGGUUGCUAGUGCACUAGCUAGCCUUCCUGACAGCUUGAAAGAAAAACUGGUGCCGGAUGUUCAGCAUAGAGGGAAAUUACAGGAUCUGCACAACUCCGUGCACGAAAUAUCAGCUGAUGAUGCUCUUCAGAUGUUCCAUGAGAGUCUUUGCCAAAGUAAUCGUCCUUCAGAGGGAUCAGGAUCACAUGUAACGUCAACCUCAAAUGGAGCUACAGAAUCAAAUAGGAUGGAAAGCCUAUCAAAGGAUCUUGUGUUGUUGUUGCACGAAUGCUCAGAUAUUAAGGUAAGUGAAGAGUUGGCAUGAGAUUCAUGAACAGGGUGGCCAGGAAUUUCUACCAUUACGGAUUUUCCAAUUCUGGCAGAAUCGCGUUGAAUUCCUAGAUUACUGAACAUAUACGGAUGAAACUGGGCUAUACUAGGUGAAUGUGAUCCGGGAAAUUUAUUUUGAAAGGAGCUGAUACUCAAAAGGCUCAAACCUCUGAGACCUAGAAUGUAACCGUGGAUCCUGUUAUUCCAUAUUUCCCUUUUGCUGCUGUAACCUGUAACUAGAAUUGUAACUGUUACUCCUAUAAAUUUGCAGUUCUUAAACAAUAGUAAUGUUUUUCUCCCUGAA